Solanum stenotomum is the source of this 1341-nucleotide messenger RNA. RefSeq lists its product as uncharacterized. The transcript is spliced from 5 exons. The record is from RefSeq and is a predicted model, not a curated record. Bases 1 to 1341 code for a protein of 446 amino acids. Lineage: Eukaryota; Viridiplantae; Streptophyta; Magnoliopsida; Solanales; Solanaceae.
AUGCAAUGGUUUGAGGAUGGAGAUAGAAAUACCAGAUUCUUUCAUGGUCUGGUAAAGGGAAGAAGGAAGAGGCUGAAAAUUAACAAAAUGAUGAAAGUAGAUGGUUCCUGGGCUGAGGGUGAUAAAGAGAUUGCAGAAGAGGUGUGUUUUUUUAAAGAUCAGUUCACUAGAGGAGCUACUAAUUCUGAGUUGUCCUUAUUACAAUAUAUACAUCCUCAAGUAGAACAAGAAGAAAAUGAUAGCUUGAUUGCAAUACCACAUGAAGAAGAGAUUAGGAAAGUUGUAUUUGAGCUUAAUGCUCAGAGUGCUUGUGGACCAGAUGGACUUAUACAUGACAUGUUGGAAGGGAUACUGCCAAAACUGAUAUCUCCUUACCAAUCAAAAUUUGUUAAAGGGAGAAAUAUCACUGAAAAUGUGUUGUUGGCACAAGAAAUAAUCUCAGAGAUCAGAAAAAGAGGGAAGCCUGCUAAUGUGGCUAAAUCUUAUGAUGGCGGACUGAAGUUUCUGAUUAGUGCUCAUGGCUUCUUUCACUCCACUAAAGGGGUAAAACAAAGAGAUCCUUUAUCUCCGGCACUUUUUAUAUUAUCAGCUGAAGUAUUAACUAGGGCUCUAAAUCAUCUGUUUUACAACAAUGAGUUUAAGAGCUUUGGUUUACCCAAAUGGAGUGAUCAACUAAAUCAUCUUGCUUAUGCAGAUGAUACCAUCAUAUUCACAUUUGCUGACAAAAAAUCUAUGCAAUUAAUCAUGAAAACUCUUCAGUUGUAUGAAGCUCAAUCAGGCCAACUUAUUAAUAAAGAAAAGAGUCUAUUUUACAUGUUCAACAAGACUGCACAUGUCAUAGUUCAGGAAGUAGAGGAUACUACUGGAUUUAUGAGAGAAAGCUUUCCAUUGACUUAUCUUGGUUGUCCCAUUGAGCAUGCUAAGAAGAAGAAGGAAAUUAGGUGGGAACCAGGAAAUGGUCAGUGUAGUGUUUGGUUUGAUAAUUGGACACAGUUGGGGGCAUUACACUACUACUUGCCUAUUAACCAUGAUCAUGGUCAAUUAGAGGAGGUGCAACCGUUAAUGCUUGUGGAGGGAUGGAAUAACACCUUGCUACAUGAGGAUUUUGCAGAAGAAGUUAGUAAUCACAUCACCUCAAAUUUGGGCAGAAUACAAAGAUCUGAUGAAAGAGACAAGCCAUGGUGGAUGCCUACUAGUACUGGUAAAUUCUCUGUUGGUAGUUCUUUUGAAUCGAAGAUACCUCCUGGAGAUGGAUCUCUUCACAGUGGUAUCAGUUCUUCGGAGCUCAUUCUACGUAGAAGGAAAGAUUCAAGAGGAUUUAUCACCAAGGCUGAUUCUUGA